Dipodomys spectabilis (banner-tailed kangaroo rat) is the source of this 3442-nucleotide messenger RNA. RefSeq names its product solute carrier family 30 member 7 (gene Slc30a7). Gene Ontology annotation, biological process: zinc ion transport; intracellular zinc ion homeostasis; transmembrane transport. Gene Ontology annotation, molecular function: zinc ion transmembrane transporter activity. NCBI's taxonomy places the organism in Eukaryota, Metazoa, Chordata, Mammalia, Rodentia, Heteromyidae. Gene Ontology annotation, cellular component: membrane; Golgi apparatus. The coding region runs from base 216 to 1346 and encodes 376 amino acids. The record is from RefSeq and is a predicted model, not a curated record. The transcript has 11 exons.
GCGUUGCGCGUCCGAGACCGGAAGUCGGCGGGUUCCCGGGUGCGUGUCCGUGUGUGUGUGUGUGUGUCUGUGUCUCGCGGCGGCGCGCGCGGCCUCGGCCCCCGGCCGAGCUCUCGGGGUUCUCGUCCUGAGGGGCGUCGCCUGCUGUCACUGUCACCACCCCGCGGAGCCCCUGCGGAGGGGAGCAGGCCCGGCCCUGUCGCCGGGCGGAGAAGAUGCUGCCCCUGUCCAUCAAGGAUGACGAGUACAAACCACCCAAGUUCAAUCUGUUCGGCAAGAUCUCGGGCUGGUUUAGGUCCAUCCUGUCGGACAAGACGUCUCGGAACCUGUUUUUCUUCCUGUGCCUCAACCUCUCCUUCGCUUUCGUGGAACUGCUCUACGGCAUCUGGAGCAACUGCUUAGGCCUGAUCUCCGACUCUUUCCACAUGUUUUUCGAUAGCACUGCCAUUUUGGCUGGAUUAGCAGCUUCUGUCAUUUCAAAAUGGAGAGACAAUGAUGCUUUCUCCUAUGGGUAUGUGAGAGCGGAAGUCUUGGCUGGCUUUGUCAAUGGCCUAUUUCUGAUCUUCACUGCUUUUUUCAUUUUCUCAGAAGGAGUUGAGAGAGCCUUAGCUCCUCCAGAUGUUCACCACGAGAGACUGCUGCUUGUUUCAAUUCUUGGGUUCGUGGUAAAUCUCAUAGGAAUAUUUGUUUUUAAGCAUGGAGGUCACGGACAUUCUCAUGGCUCAGGCCAUGGGCACAGUCAUUCCCUCUUUAACGGUGCUCUCGACACGGCCCAAGGCCAUGGAGAUCAUUGCCAUAGUCAUGAGAUGAAGCACGGUGCUGCACACAGCCAUGACCAUACUCAUGGCCACGGUCACUUCCAUUCUCACGAUGGUCCUUCUGUUAAAGAAACAACAGGACCCAGUAGACAGAUUUUACAAGGUGUAUUUUUACACAUCUUGGCAGAUACACUUGGGAGUAUUGGUGUCAUUGCUUCUGCUAUCAUGAUGCAGAAUUUUGGUUUGAUGAUAGCAGAUCCUAUCUGUUCAAUCCUCAUAGCCAUACUUAUUGUUGUAAGUGUUAUUCCUCUUUUAAGAGAAUCUGUUGGAAUAUUAAUGCAGAGAACUCCUCCCCUGUUGGAAAAUUCUCUGCCUCAGUGCUAUCAGAGGGUGCAGCAGUUACAAGGAGUUUACAGUUUACAAGAGCAACACUUCUGGACUUUAUGUUCUGAUGUCUAUGUUGGGACCUUGAAGUUACUCGUAGCACCUGAUGCUGAUGCCAGGUGGAUUUUAAGCCAAACACAUAAUAUUUUCACUCAGGCUGGAGUGAGGCAGCUUUAUGUACAGAUUGACUUUGCGGCCAUGUAGCGAAUGAAGAAAAAUUACUUUCUGGACCAAAUUUUUCUGGUACUGUACAAUCCAAAACAUUGUACCCAGCUCUUUAGAGAAAUCAUGGCCACAACUCCAGCUCCUGGCAGACCAGGUAGCCAGCCACGUGUGCCCUGCAGGGAGCACGGCAGAGGUCGCUGCUGAGACAGGGUCGCUGCAUGGGUCUUGCUUUGUGCUCUCCCCACCAAGCCAUUCUGAUUGCUGAGGUUUCUGGUUUUGUUCUAGGGUGUUGGUUUGUCCUAUAUAUACUUCUUUUCUUCUUUAUUUGGCAAUGGCGGUGGAGGUUCACAUUAGAUGCCUUCACUCUGUCCCCUCACCCCACCCAGCCAGUGAGAAAUUCAGAUUGUGAGCCUGCAGCCAUCUGAAAUAUCUUCACAGAAGCUGCUGGAAACCACUGCUUUUAUCCUCUCAAAACCAGUGUUACUUUAAAAAAAGAAAAAGAAAAAGAAAAGCUGUUUUAUACGUAAUGUCACAGUUGUUGACGAUCUUCAGUAUAAUCAUAUGUUUGUAAAACUGUUUGUACCUUGCAAACUUAUAAACCAAACCAUAUUGGGUUUUCAAAGUGCCUUUGUAUUAGCAAAUGUAUUUGCCAACAUAGAAGUGUACCAUCAAGUUCAUGUGUAUUCUGUAAUCUGUAUAAAAUAAGACUCUUGCAAGUAAAGUAUACAGAGUGUUGUGUACUUCCAGCCUAAGAUAGAUAUUGAAGUUUCUUUUUAUUGUUUUAUCUCAUCAAAAAAGUGUUCGAUUUUUAAAAAAUCAAUAAUCAUAUUAAAUUACUUUGUGAACUGGACUGUGUUUUCAGACCUUUACAGAUGGCUCUAUUACAGAGAAAAUUGUUUUGACCUGCAACAUCUACUCGAUUCCAAAUUUCUAUAAAGGCUUGGUAAUAACUUCCAACAGCUCUCCUUGCUAUUUUUAUGGACUGUUAAUGGCUGGGAAAGGCAGUGUGGACUGAAGCAGUGACAGAGGCGGCAGCCGUGUUCUGAGUUCCUGUUCUUUAUUCAGAUGCCAAGAGGCACGGGGUGCAAGCUCUCAGUGCUGCUGUUCUCAGGAGCCGACGGCAGCAUCUGACUGCAUUUGCACAGGUAGAGGUAUGAAGCAAAUGUGGUGAUCUAACACAGGUAUCUUAGGGGGGAAAAAAUUAAGUUGCUUUUCUAGGUUCUUCUCUGUUUGAAAAGUAAAACAUCAAUUUGAGAUGACAAGUGUUUACACACUCAAAUAUUCUGUUUUAUGAAGCAAUACUGGACAUUCUCCUGUUAUACUAAAUUUUAUCAUAAUAUACAUUCCCUUUAUCUAAAAAUGUUGAUAUUGGUGAGGGUGAUAUUGCAGGGUGAAAUGGAAAAUGAUUGCUCACUGCUAAGAAUGUAGAUCAAUAAUAAGCACUUUUUUAGCAUGGUGGUAGAAAUUAUUAUUGAAUUUCUUCUAGGUUUUAGAGCCUCUCUCUCUCUACUUGUAGCCUACUUUGUGGCUUGUUCUAUAUUUUGAUAAAUACUCCACUUCCUUCAUGCUUUUCUAAACUGCAAAUGGAGUGGAAUUUCCUACCAUGUUUGCUCCCUGCCAGGCAGUUCUAAAGCUAAGAAUUCCUGUCAUCGGUGGUUUAAUUGAAACAACAGUUAAGGUUUUUAGGAGGGAAAGUAUAAAGCAAAUGCCCAGAUACCAGUCUUUCUAUUUUCAUUACAAAGUAAGACCUUGGAGAUCUUCUGUGGGUUUUGGUAUAUUAGAGGAAAUAACAGCUCUGGAUGUAGGCAGCGAUUUUGGAUGUGUGCCUACACAAACUAAUUAUGUGAAACUGUUCUGACAUUUCACAUAUGGAGAUAGUUGCACUAGUUUACAAAAUUUGCCCUUGGGUUUUGAAAAUCCAAAUGUGCUUUUCACUGACCCCCCCUUCUUGUACCAUUUUAUCUAACUGUAUCCGUAGAGUACAAAUCCAUGGAUGACUUUUCCCUUUGGUAAGGCACAGAGUAUGCAGAGCGAGCUUGGUGGUACACACAGGAGAUUGCCAGCUAGAACACUGGCAGGGUGGCAUUAGCAUUUGUGGUUUAAUUAGAUGUCUGUACACCCAUGUACACACCAGG